This is a messenger RNA of Triticum turgidum subsp. durum (durum wheat), 786 nucleotides long. The record is from the annotation of a GenBank genome assembly. Lineage: Eukaryota; Viridiplantae; Streptophyta; Magnoliopsida; Poales; Poaceae.
AUGUUGAGACGGAAGUUCUUAACUCAAAUCCGUGGACAACUGCUGAAGCAGUUGGUAUCUCAUAGGGCAGACAUCGCAGAGAGGAUGCUCAUUUCGUUAGAAGAGCUACAGAAGGCUACCAACAAUUUUGAUCAAGCUCGAAGGCUUUGUGGUAGAGGGCAUGGCACUGUCUACAAAGGGAUCUUGUCAGACUUGCAUGUUGUGGCUAUAAAGAAGUCAAAUAUUGUUGUCAAAAGAGAAACUGUCGAGUUCAUCAAUGAAGUUGCGAUACUCUCACAGAUCAACCAUAGGAAUAUUGUAAAGCUUCGUGGGUGUUGCCUCGAGAUAGAAGUCCCUUUAUUGGCAUACGAGUUCAUUUCCAAUGGAACACUUAGUGAUCAUCUUCACACGGAAGAACCAAGAUCGUUAACUUGGAAAGAUAGGUUAAGGAUCACAACCGAAACAUGCAAAGCUCUUGCAUACCUUCACUCUGUUGUUUCAGUGCCCGUAAUACAUAGAGAUAUCAAGCCUUCCAACAUACUUCUUGAUGAUGCCUUGACAGCAAAAGUGUCAGACUUUGGAGCUUCAAGGUACAUUGCCAUGAAUCAAACAGGAACAACAACUGCAGUGCAAGGAACUAUAGGUUACUUGGAUCCUACAUAUUAUUAUAGCAAACGCCUCACAGAAAGUAGUGAUGUUUAUAGCUUUGGAGUUCUUCUUAUUGAAUUGCUUACUAGGAGGAAGCCAUCUUUGUAUAGAUCCAAUGAAGGCAUUGGGCUUGUCAUAGAUCCAAUGAACCGGGACUAA